UGUGAAAUAGAUAAAUUUUCAAACUCCAACUCAUUUGGAGAGAGAGAGAGACAGAGAGGCAAAAGGAAGAAUCAAAAGCAUCCAAGUGAAGAAAAGCAAAUAUUAGAGGUAGAAGGAGAAGAGAGGAACAGAUCCUCUCACGUGCUACCUAAAUCUUACUUGUAUAUUUGAUAUGCUCUCUUAUCCUAAUUCUCAAUAUUCCCCCUUCUCUCUCUCUCUACCAAUAUUUAUACAAACUACCUGCACCCUAUCUGCCACUGUUUCUUGACAAAAAUCCAUGAGUUCCAUUUCCAGGUGUAACAGAAACGUGAUGGAACUAACAUGGGAAAACGGGCAGCUCGGCUUGCAUGGACUCGUAUUAAAUCCCACAAAAUCAUGGGGCGACCAUACCCUAGAAUCCAUCGUCCACCAAGCUACAACCAAUUUAAACACAUAUCCACAACAACAACAACAACAACAACAACAACAACAACAACAACAACAACAACAACAACAACAACGUCAGUAUCAGCAUCAGCAGCAGCAGCAGCAGCAACAACAACAACAACAACAACAACAACAACAACAACAUUAUCCGAUAGAGAAAUGGGAUCAUGAUGGGAAGUCGAGCUCGAGCCGCCCCAUGCAGGCGGAGGCGGCUUUGCGAAUGCAGAGCGGGAAAAGAGCGAGAUCCGAUUUUCCGGUGGAGGAGAGCGCGUGCGCCAGCGCCAGCGCCACCUUCUGCCGGGAGAUGGACACGACCAUGAUGACGUGGAACUCCUUCGAAUCUACAAGGAGUUUGAAGACUCCAAGGGUUCAUCAAGAUGAUGAUUCUCUCUAUCAAGAUUCCUCGGAAAAUCAAGAGGGAGAAGGCGUCGCAAAAGGGGAAAGAUGCCGCUCUCAAUCAUCGGCACGGCGAAGUCGUGCUGCAGCCAUACAUAAUCUCUCCGAACGGAGACGUAGAGACAGAAUCAACGAGAAGAUGAAGGCUCUCCAAAAGUUGGUGCCCAAUGCGAGCAAGACCGAUAAAGCAUCGAUGCUGGAUGAGGUGAUCGAAUACUUAAAGCAACUUCAAGCACAAGUUCACAUGAUGAGCAAGGCAAGAAAUAUGCCUCAAGUGAUGAUGCCUCUAGGCAUGCAACAACAACUUCAGAUGUCGUUGCUAGCACGCAUGGGAUUGGGAAUGAACGUAGGAAUGAUGGGAAUGGGAAUGCUCGACGCCAAUAAUUUGACUCGAAGUUCGUUCCCUCCCCUCAUGCAUGCUGCGGCCGCGCCUCAAUUUGUGUCGGCCCCGCCCUUUGCCAUGCCCUCGGCGGUUCCUCCUCCAACGCCGUUAAAAGCCAACGUUGAUGUGGCCGCAGCUAGUGCCUCCAUGCCUAAUUUCAACGAUGCCUACAACACAUUUCUUGCUCAAUCUAUGAACAUGGAAUUCUUGAACAAAAUGUACAGACAGCAACAGCAACAGAGCAGCCAGCAGCCAUCAAAGAAACCUGCAGUCAGCUUGUCUCUUCCAAACGAUGCUCAAGGAGGAUGAGAUGAAUUCUCUAAUCAUCUUUACCACUUCGAAAAUCGACAAAAUUUCAUAUUCUAUUUUUAUUAAAUAUAUUGUUGAAAAAGAAUAAAUGUCUGCACAUGGUGUAGAUUGACUAGCCAGCCUUUUCUACUGUACGAAUUGUACUAUACAUAUAUAUGUAUAUGCACGGCUUCUUGGUUAAUUUACAAUAAUUGGUAGCUAGCAUUAUUUAUUUCA
Molecule: messenger RNA, 1729 nt
Organism: Salvia miltiorrhiza (redroot sage)
Lineage: Eukaryota; Viridiplantae; Streptophyta; Magnoliopsida; Lamiales; Lamiaceae
Product: transcription factor PIF7-like
Exons: 6
Coding region: 278-1513 (411 amino acids)
Cellular component (GO): nucleus
Molecular function (GO): protein dimerization activity
Source: RefSeq, a predicted model, not a curated record